This is a messenger RNA of Frankliniella occidentalis (western flower thrips), 829 nucleotides long. RefSeq lists its product as uncharacterized. The transcript is spliced from 2 exons. The coding region runs from base 521 to 829 and encodes 102 amino acids. The record is from RefSeq and is a predicted model, not a curated record. Lineage: Eukaryota; Metazoa; Arthropoda; Insecta; Thysanoptera; Thripidae.
GCUCUUCGGAAUCAGUCUGCUGUAAUCGGCUCUCUGUGGCUGGUUGCCUCGUGGGAGGCGUGUCGAGAGGACGAGGGAGUGUCAACGUGUCAACUAUGCUGACACAGGAGGACCGGAAGCGACGAGGUAGACGAAUCCACGUGCCACCUAACCAAAAACAUAGACCGGCCGUCCGUCACUGGCUGUUCUUCCAGCGUUCGUCAUCGUCUGCUGCGACAAUAUCCCAUGCUGAAGGAUCGAGGCGGCGCGGCGCGGAGUAUCGUCAGAACCGCGGCCGCGCGGUCGUCCCCGCGGGCCCGUCAGUUGAAGCACGCCCGCGCUAAGCGACGGUAGGGGUGGCCCGUUCUCGCCAUCCCCCUCGCCCCGGUCCGGUCCGGUCGCCGGGUGCGCGCUGGUGCUACUUCGCGGCGGUGGCGGUGACCACUGGCAGCGACCACGGCCGGACACGACGCCCGCCGGGCCCUGGAGGCCGCCCCGGAGCAGCGCCCCGGCCACGCCGCCGAGGCCACUGAGCACCACCAUGUGCCGGGGCCGUGCUGACCAGCCGGGGCCACCCGAGUGCCGUCCAGGAGACUGCCGAGCCGACCACCUGGGACCACAGGAGGGCCGUCCAGGAGACUGCCGAGUCUGCUGCCUGGGACCACCCGAGUGCCAUCCAGGAGACUGCCGAACCGACCACCCAGGACAACCCGUGUGCCCUCCAGAAGUGUGCCGCACUUAUUUGUCUUGCAACCAUGGCGGAGCAAGUGAAGGUGGUGGUUCGCUGCCGCCCGAUGAACGCGCGGGAGAAGGAGCUCAAGAGCAAGGUGAGCGGCAUGACGACGUCUGA